Messenger RNA from Mesocricetus auratus (golden hamster), 3766 nucleotides. It is a transcript of the gene Spata31g1, whose product is annotated as chromosome unknown C9orf131 homolog. The transcript is spliced from 2 exons. NCBI's taxonomy places the organism in Eukaryota, Metazoa, Chordata, Mammalia, Rodentia, Cricetidae. The record is from RefSeq and is a predicted model, not a curated record. Bases 25 to 3606 code for a protein of 1193 amino acids.
GAAACUGCCACUAAGCUGAAGAAAAUGGAAUGGCUGCUAGACCUGCUUAGGGCUAAGGGAGAUGUGGGGCUUUUCCAAGGCCAGCUGACACAUGUUCUGGCCUGCAGACACUGCAGCAACAGCAUCUGCCUCCAGAGUCCAGGGAAUCUGGUGAUACUAUUCUUAUUCAUGGUUUGGCAGAUCCAAAGAUGGUGGCAGCUUGGGAAAUGGCAACAGCUUCAGCCCUGGUGCUCUGGAGACAUAACGAUGCAAGGCAAGGGACUACAACUUCUCGAGUCAGAGAAGGAAGAGGAGUAUGGAGAAGAGAAGGAAGAGGAGUCAUUAUCUCUGGGUCCACCAAAACCAUAUUCUCCUUCCAAAGAUGCUUCCACUGGAAACCAAUUCACUGCAGACCCACACCAGCCAUCCUGUAGCUCUGAGGCCACAGGGAUACGAGAACAUCCCAAGGCCACAGGGACACGAGAACAAGUACUCCCACAACCCUCAAGUCCUUCCAGAUCCUUCCCUACCUUCCAGAUCCUGACCAACCUACCUGUGAGGAACAAGAUAGCUUCAGGGAGUUCCCUGCAGCAGAGAAAAAGCCAGCUCUUCUGGGGUCUUCCCUCGCUACACAGUGAGUCCUUGGAGACUAUUUUCCUGAGCUCAGAUGGCCCUUCUCCACUAAAGUUGUCUAUUUGUCCUUCUGUCUUCUUCAACAAGGUUCCCUUCCUGCCUGUGUACAACUUGUUGCUUCCCUAUUAUCACUCUCCAACUUACUAUCCUACCCCUGAAGCCCAUACUCUGAGAAAUCUGGAAAGAAUGCCACCUGGUUCUCAACUAUUUCAAUCUCCACCUUCCCCUCUUAUCCCAUUAGUGGUCUCCAAUGUUAAGCCUUUGCUUAUAGGUUGUAAGGGAAUCACAUCUGACACUGACACAGACACACAGUGGUUUACACAGCAGAAAGAGGUUCCUUGUGUCUCUGAGAAUCAAGCCCUACACUCACAUCCUGAACUCCAAAAAAUCACACCUUCCUCAUUCUUGUAUUCAUCUGAGGCCUGGAGGAAGACACCAGGGGACCCCAGCCUCCAUCAACGCAAUCCAGAAUCACCUUCUGCCUCUCUAUUGUAUCCUUCCAAACCUCACAAAGUCCUAACUAGGUUUGAGGCCCCACAUAUAACCAUGAAACAACACAAGCACCCAAAAGCAUCUGAAUCUGCAAUGCCAACUGCAAGCCCACACCCAACCUCCCUGACAGAAUACCAGAAAGAACACCUGUCGGGAUUGAAAGCUCUCUGGGAAACCACAGUGCAAAAAGAGAACCCUAAGAUCUACGAGCUUCCAAUCUCGACCCCUUGUCAAUUCACAGCACCCAGGACAGAACCUCAAGAAACUGGCCCUCCAGGAACUUCUCCUGGAUACGAAGUUCAGUGGGGAAUCAUGCAACAUAAAGACAAUCCCCAAGCUUUUGAUCUCCCAAUGCCAGCCUCUUGUCAACCACCAGGUUCUCUGUCAGAAGUAAAAAAUGUUAACCCCAAAGGAAGACUUCCUGCACUGAAGGACUUCUGGGGAAACAUGGGAUACAAAGAGAAACCACCUGUUUCUAAGUCUCCAGUGUCAGCCCCCUGCCCUCCUCUAGACACCCUGUCAAAACACCAGAGAGAGAGUCCCCUAGAGGAUCUGUCUGGAUACGAGCCUCAAUUGCAGCACAGAGAAAACUCAGGCAAUCUCUGGGCCUUUGAAACUCCAACCUUGGACUUCAACAUGUGGCUCUAUGAAACCCUCCCUGCAUGUGUCCCAUUGGGAUCUGAGACUCCAGUGAAGGGUACACCUAGUACAGAAAAUCUUUGUGUCUAUGCAGACGUAGUUUCACCUCCUAGCCUUCCCUCUUUCUCUCUGCCAGACUUUGCAAUGAUGGGCCCCCAACGAGUCUUUUCAGAGGCUAAAGCUUUACGGGAGACAAAGCGGCAGGGAAAGAAGCUCUGGGUAUCUGAUUCCCCAUGUCCUGCCCAUGUACCGUCUCUAGACCCCUUUUUAGAACCACAAAAAAUCAAUACUGUGGACGACUUCCCUAGAUCAGAAGCUACAUGGAAGGAUACUGAGCAUACAAGAAAAUGUUUGCCUUCUGAGUCUCAAUUUCUGAACUUCAACCCAUCCCCAAAUCUUGUACAGCCGCCCCUCAGAGUUAGCCCUAUGGAGAACCCAUUUAAAUCUAAAAUUUGGAGUGGAGGCAUUCAAAGAAAAAAUAACUUCUUGGUCUCUGAGCGCCCACCUCAAAGCUUAUCCCAACAUCUGCUUGGAGCCAGUUCCUCAGGAGUCCUCUCUGACCCUGCUGGAGGGUAUAUGAAGCAAAAUGAAAACUGUUGUCUUUCUGUAUCCUCAGUUAGGGAAUCCAGUCCACCUCCAAACUCUGUUUCAAAGGCUCAUAUAGGUGAGCCUUCUGGAAACCUGUGCAACUAUAAACCCAUGGAGUCAGCAUUAGAGCAGAGAAAGGACUCCUGGGCUACUGAGCUACCAGCCCCCAGAUUUCUCUCUGCUCCAUCACAAGACCCACACCUUGACAUUGAGUUUAUAUGUAGAAAUGUACAAAAAAGAGAGGCCUCCCAGACCCCCAUCCCUCCAGUAAUGAAUCCUCUGCAACCAACAUCCUGGCCUCCCAUUCCAGCUAAAGCCCUGAGGUCUGAGCCUAACCAGCCUGGCCUACAGAAGGAAGAGAUGUUCUCAGCAGCCAAGGCAAAGGCCCCAUCUUCCCAGGGUGGAGCUGUCUCAGGGCUGUGUGACCACCCUGUGAGCCAUGUCUGGCAAUGGAGUAGAGAAUUAAAAGUCAAACUAAAGAAACUACAGCAGAGUCCCACUUUCAAAUCCCCAGGCCCACAUCACUCACUUGGCAGUUCCCUAGCCCUUAACUCCCCAACUCCAGAGUCUUGGGGACUCGCUUUUUCCCCACACCAGACUCAAGCUCUCAAUCUGUAUCUCUGCUCUUCAAAUGGUGAUACCCCAAAUAUUCCAAGGACAGAACCUCAGCCUGCCCAGGCUCCUCACUGCUCUCACUCUUCUAGUAGAGCAGAACAAGAGCCUCAAAAAAACAAGAGGAUGAAAUGGAAGACAGUGGUCCAAACGCCAUCCCCAGAGGAUGUUCAUACAAAGGCUAAUGAAAACUCAGGAAUGGGAGAGCCCUCAAAUACGCAGGUUCCAAUCUCUAGCAAGAGACGUCAAGACAAGACUUUAGUAUUACCUUCAGCCCAAAAGAAAGGGAGCCCCAGAAAAUCCAAAGCAGAGAAAUGUGGAGGAGGAACUGCAAGGUUGGGAUUAUCCAUUUCCACAGGGAAAAACAACCCUGCCCAGACCUGCACACCAAAAGAAGCCCUUAGACACAGACUUUCUAAAAAGUCUCAGGAUAGAACUCAGCAGCUUCUCCCAAAUGCUGCUGGUCCCCAGGAUCAACAAAGGGCAGGCCUGGUAGCUGGUGAUACUCAGAAUCCUCGCCAUUGUAAGCCUUGUGCUUGGGCCUCCAAGGAGAAGCAGCUCACAUCCUCCACACCCCAAGCUUCCCCUACCACAGGUUUUCAAAGGUUAUUAGCUAAAUUUCUAGGUGUCCAUAGACGCCUGCCAACUAAAUCCAGUCAGUAAAGUAUGAUAGUACUUUACCCAGUAUAUCACAACCCGAACCAAACCAGGUGUGGGUACAGAAAUCAAGACAAAUAGAGAAAUCCUAAUAAAAUAGUUCAACUAGACAAAUCCCAUUUACGUCUUCUUUAAUGUCUAGGUUAAAGAUGCCAGUUCCCUGUUC